AUCGGUUAAACUGGUCACUUUGACCGUCUAUUUGGUUUUAAUUUCUUGGGCUCGUGAUACUUUUUGUUGCACUAAUGUCUGGUGGACAAAAAUUAUUAAGGGAGUUCAGCGGAAUCGAUAAGAUCUAUGUUGUUAAGCGAGAUGGAAGAAACGAAGCAAUUCACUGCGAAAAAAUCGCGAAGCGUAUACGCGCUCUGUGCUAUGGUCUGAACGAGUCGUAUAUAGACGUGGAGGCAGUAACAAAACGUGUAGUGUCUGGCUUGUAUCCUGGAGUGACAACUGUGGAAUUGGAUAAUCUGGCAGCCGAGACAUGCGCAAGCAUGAUUACGAAACAUCAUGAAUAUGCCAUUCUAGCUGCUCGUCUUGCCGUUUCAAAUCUGCACAAAGAAACAAAAUCUAGAUUUUCAGAUGUUAUCGAUGAUCUAUUCGGUUACAUUAAUCCUCGAACCAAAAAGCAUUCCCCUUUAGUCUCAAAAAGCCUUCGUGAUUUUGUUAGGGAAAAUGCUGAACGACUGAACAAUGUCAUCGACUACCAGCGAGAUUACACGUACAAUUACUUUGGAUUUAAGACUUUAGAGAGGUCGUACCUAUUAAAAAUAAAUGGAAAGGUUCAUGAGCGCCCACAGCAUAUGCUAAUGCGGGUAUCACUUGGGAUACAUAAGUCAGAUAUUGACAGUGCGAUUGAGACGUAUAACCUCAUGUCUGAAAAGUGGUUUACACAUGCUUCCCCUACUCUAUUUAACUCUGGAACACCCAAGCCACAGCUUUCGAGUUGUUUCCUUAUUACUAUGAAAGAUGAUAGUAUAGAAGGCAUUUACGAUACACUGAAAGAAUGUGCAAUUAUAUCUAAAAAUGCUGGAGGUAUUGGUAUAAAUGUUCAUAACAUUCGAAGUCUUGGGACUUACAUAGCUGGAACCAAUGGGGAAUCAAACGGUCUUGUCCCGAUGUUGCGCGUAUUUAACAGCACUGCACGAUAUGUUGAUCAGGGAGGUAAUAAGCGCCCGGGAGCCUUUGCCGUAUACUUGGAACCUUGGCACCCGGAUGUUUUUCAGUUCAUAGAAAUGCGGAAAAAUACUGGCGCGGAGGAGAUUCGUGCACGGGACUUGUUCUUUGCACUGUGGAUACCUGAUUUGUUUAUGCGCCGGGUUGAAUCUAAUGAUAAAUGGACAUUAAUGGAUCCUCAUGAGUGUCCAGGUUUGCCCGAACAAUGGGGUGAAAAUUUCGAAACUUUGUAUGAAAAGUAUGAACGUGAAGGUCGCGGCAGACAAACAGUUAAAGCUCAAGAGCUAUGGUAUGCUAUUAUUGAAUGCCAGAUUGAAACAGGCAACCCGUUCAUGUUGUACAAGGAUUCAUGCAAUCGUAAAUCAAAUCACCAACAUCUAGGCACAAUUCGUUGUAGCAACCUAUGUACGGAGAUAGUUGAGUAUUCUUCACCAGACGAAACAGCUGUCUGUAAUUUGGCUUCUAUUUCGUUGGGAAAAUUCGUUGACCGAAAUAGUCGUACUUUUGAUUUCGCCAAGCUACAAGAAGUUACGAAAGUCGUAACUAGAAAUUUAAACAAGGUUAUUGAUGUUGGAUUUUACCCAGUUGAAGAGGCUCGCAGAUCAAACAUGCGUCACCGACCGAUUGGUAUCGGGGUCCAGGGCUUGGCAGAUGCAUUUUGUCUUUUGAGGUACCCUUAUGAUAGUCCAGAAGCAGCAGACCUUAAUAAACGUAUAUUUGAAACAAUGUACUUUGCAUCUCUGGAUGCAUCAUGCGAGCUAGCGGUUGACCAAGGAACAUACGAAUCAUAUGAAGGUUCUCCUGUUAGUAAGGGUAUACUUCAACCUGAUAUGUGGGAUGUAAAUACAGAGGAGCUUUCCAAAGUAUCUGGUUUAGAUUGGAGUGGAUUACGUGCUCGAAUAAAAAAAUUUGGUCUACGCAAUAGUCUCCUAUUGGCCCCCAUGCCAACGGCAUCAACAUCUCAGAUUCUUGGGAACAAUGAGUCGACUGAACCCUUUACAAGCAAUGUAUUUUCUCGUCGCGUGUUAAGUGGUGAAUUUCAGAUUGUAAACCCAUAUCUUCUUGACGAUCUUACUAAAUUAGGGUUGUGGUCGGACGAGCUUAAAACAGCAAUUGUUUUGAAUCAGGGUUCUAUUCAACAUAUCGAUGGUAUUCCGAAGGAGUUAAAACCUUUGUACAAAACAGUAUGGGAGAUUUCGCAAAAAAAAAUUAUUGAUAUGGCUGCAGAUCGUGCCCCUUUUAUUGAUCAAAGCCAAUCUCUCAAUUUAUAUCUCGCUCAACCAAACUAUGGAAAAAUAACAAGUAUGCAUUUCUAUGCGUGGAGAAAGGGUCUGAAAACAGGUAUGUAUUAUCUGCGGACACGGCCUGCUGCUGACCCUAUCAAGUUCAGCGUAGACAAAACCAUUCUGCGAGUGCUAACUGAUUCUACCGCAAAAACAAAUGAACCUCAAAACAAUGAUUCAAUUGAUCAAACUGUCGAAGCUAUGGAAGAACUCCGAAUAAUAGAAGAGAUACAGAAACGUAAUGUGAAGGCUAUUGCUUGUAGCCUUAAUAAUCCCGAAGGAUGUUUAAGCUGCCAAGGAUAAUAUAACUUCAUUUUUUAAACUUUAUUUUUGUCAACAAACUUAUUAAUUGUAACUACAUUCAGAAAAUUUUUAUAAACUAAGAGCUUUAUGUUUAUUUUAUUCAGAGUAUAACGUAGUAAUAACUGUCCCAAAUUCUCGAUAUUAUAUUAUUAAUCACUUU
Messenger RNA from Schistosoma turkestanicum, 2748 nucleotides. The record is from the annotation of a GenBank genome assembly. Lineage: Eukaryota; Metazoa; Platyhelminthes; Trematoda; Strigeidida; Schistosomatidae.